Messenger RNA from Scleropages formosus (Asian bonytongue), 375 nucleotides. Its product is annotated as basic leucine zipper transcriptional factor ATF-like. The transcript has 3 exons. The coding region runs from base 1 to 375 and encodes 124 amino acids. Gene Ontology annotation, cellular component: nucleus. NCBI's taxonomy places the organism in Eukaryota, Metazoa, Chordata, Actinopteri, Osteoglossiformes, Osteoglossidae. The record is from RefSeq and is a predicted model, not a curated record. Gene Ontology annotation, molecular function: RNA polymerase II cis-regulatory region sequence-specific DNA binding; DNA-binding transcription factor activity, RNA polymerase II-specific. Gene Ontology annotation, biological process: regulation of transcription by RNA polymerase II.
AUGGCACAAGAUUCAGACAACAACACAACUUACAGCAAACCCCCUUCCCUGGGUGGCAAACAGGACCCCUUGGAUGAUGCAAAGAAGGUUAUGAGAAGGGAGAAGAACCGUGCUGCAGCCCAGAGAAGCAGGAUGAAACAGAUACAGAAGACAGAUAUCCUGCACAUGGAGAGCGAGAAGCUGGAGAGGGAGAACGCUGCUCUCCGGAGGGAGGUGAUGCAGCUUACAGAGGAGGUCAAGUACUUGUCAAUGGUGCUGAGCCACCACGAAGCCCUGUGCUCCGCUGUGGAUCGUCCUUAUUUGAUCAACCACCACUCAUCCCAUCACAGGGGACUCUGUCUAGCACUUGUCACUCCAUCCUUCUACCACCUUUAA